Molecule: messenger RNA, 5348 nt
Organism: Orbicella faveolata
Lineage: Eukaryota; Metazoa; Cnidaria; Anthozoa; Scleractinia; Merulinidae
Product: chitinase-3-like protein 1 pseudogene
Source: RefSeq, a predicted model, not a curated record
UAAAAUAGCAUAUCGAACAAUCUGGUCAUACAAAUAGAUAACUUUUAUCCAUUGAAAACUAAUACAUUCCUUGCACAACACUCAUUUAGAGAAAGUAAGAAUGUCUUUUGCUCCACCUUUGUGUCCACUGGUUUGGUCGCCAGCUUGGCCCUCCCUCUCCCUGCCCCCUCAAAGGAAACAAAUGCAGUAGAAUACACUGCAAUAAUUCCAAUUGCAUUGCGCAAGUUUUAAUUCCAAAACGCCGUGUUUCUAUGGUUAAACAAUAGCACAGAAAGUGGCACAUACUUGACAGAAGUGUCACGUAUUGCGCGGUACUUCAUAGACGUGUGACGUGCACCUGACAUGCUUGAACAACUGAACCUACUUGUUGACAGACGGACAUCACCCACCUCUCACGCCUUGGACAACAAACAAACACAAUGGGUCAAGAGGUAACAAACUAAACACACAGGGUUUGGUAUUAAAUAUCACUGUUAAACUGCUUGAUCUUAGUUUGCUGCGAAUGCAAAGGCAACCAAACCAUGAAAUCAAUACUCUUUCUUCUGUUCUUUGGGUGCGUGCUGCAUUUCCAGCCGACGGCAUCAGAGUACGUCCGUGGAUGUUACUAUACCAACUGGUCCCAGUAUCGACCCAAAGGUGGAACCUUCUGGCCUGAAGAUAUCGAUCCUUUUCUCUGUACUCAUGUGCUAUUUUCCUUUGCGCAAGUGAGCCGAACCACUCACACGCUGGAGAUCUACGAAGAAAACGACCACGACUUGUACUCAAGAAUCAACGCACUAAAGAAAGCCAACCCAAAGCUGAAGACACAAAUUGCUGUUGGUGGAUGGACUCAUGAAGAAAAAGACAGCCCUUUUUCCAAGAUGGUGGCAACGAAAGAGAAACGAGCGAUCUUCAUCAAGUCAUCUAUUGACACCCUGAGGAAGUUUGGAUUCGAUGGUUUAGAUCUAGACUGGGAGUAUCCAGGCAUGCGUGGUGGCUCUCCCAAGAGUGACAAAGGACGAUUCACUCUACUGUGCAGAGAACUGAGGGCUGCAUUCGAGGCUGAAGUUAAGGCGUCUGGAAAGGAACGCUUGUUGUUAACAGCCGCAGUAGCAGCAGGACUCUGGACCAUCAAAGGAGCAUACGAUAUUGCUGACAUUGCCGAGCCUCUUGACUGGAUCAACUUAAUGACUUAUGAUCUUCACGGUACGUGGGAGUACAAGACCGGACAUCACACUGCUAUGGGACCGGACGGUGACAAGCUAACCCUUCCUUUCGCUGUCUGGUACUGGAUGAACAACAGAGACACCUGGGAGAAGCCAGGCAUCAGGAAAGGAAUGCCAGCCAACAAGAUCGUCCUCGGUCUGGCCACGUACGGACGGGCGUUUGGUCUAGCGAGCCCGUCCACGAACGGUCUAGACGCGGCACGUGAUUACCAGUACACCCCCAAAGGGCAGUUCACAGGUGCCGAAGGCUUCCUAGCUUAUUAUGAGAUCUGCAAACGGGGACUGACGGUUGUGGAAAAGAAUAAAGCCAUGGCUCCAUACGGUUACAAGGAUAAGGACUGGGUAGGAUUCGACAACCCGAAGAGUUUGAUUUACAAGAUCGAUAAUGUGGUGAAGAAGAAUUCCCUCCGUGGUGUUAUGUUCUGGGCCAUUGACCUGGACGACUUCUCAGGACAGCAUUGUGGACAAGGCAAGUACCCACUGAUGAAUGCUGUUAAGGAAUACCUCACAUCUGGUGUGCAGCCUCCUCCGGUUACCACCCCACCACGGCCACCUCCUGUCACCACACAAGCCCCACCUCCACCCCCGGAUACUACACAAGCACCACCGCCUCCCCCGGCUACCACUACUCAAGCUCCACCAGUUUCUCCAACCACAGGGGGAGGGGGCCCUGGAGGUAAAUGCGUUGCUACUGGUGUGUGGGCCGGUCAUGCUGGAAUGGAUGCCUGGUGUGCGUCAAAUUGCGCCAUUGGAAACUGCCCGUCUUCCCAUUGCAAGUGUAAUCCGACGGCAUCAGAGUAUGUCCGUGGAUGUUACUAUACCGACUGGUCCCAGCAUCGAUCUAAAGGUGCAACCUUCUUACCUGAAGAUAUCGAUCCUUUCCUCUGUACUCAUGUAAUGUUUGCCUUUGCCCAAAUCAACCGAACCACUCACACACUGAAGAUCAAAGAACAAAAUGAUCACGACUUGUACAGAAGGAUCAACGCACUAAAGAAAGUCAACCCAAAGCUGAAGACACAACUUUCUGUCGGCGGAUGGGGUCAAGACCAAAAAGACAGCCCGUUUUCCAAGAUGGUGGCGACGAAAGAGAAACGUGCGAUCUUCAUCAAAUCGUCUAUCGACACCCUGAGGAAGUUUGGUUUCAAUGGUUUAGAUCUCGACUGGGAGUACCCAGGCAUGGGUGGAGGCUCUCCCAAGGCAGGCAAGAUGGCGCUAUCUUGUAUUCGCAAUGAUUGCUGUUGUCACGCAACUCUUGCUUUGGAUCACAUGAUACAUGAAAGUGAUCUUAGUUCAGUGUUGCGAAUGCAAAGGAAACGAACAAUGAAGUCAAUGCUCUUUCUUCUGUUCCUUGGUUGUGUGCUGUAUUUCCAGCCGACGACAUCAGAGUAUGUCCGUGGAUGUUACUAUACCGACUGGUCCCAGCAUCGAUCUAAAGGUGCAACCUUCCUACCUGAAGAUAUCGAUCCUUUCCUCUGUACUCAUGUAAUGUUUGCCUUUGCCCAAAUCAACCGAACCACUCACACACUGAGGAUCAAAGAACAAAAUGAUCACGACUUGUACAGAAGGAUCAACGCACUAAAGAAAGUCAACCCAAAGCUGAAGACACAACUUUCUGUCGGCGGAUGGGGUCAAGACCAAAAAGACAGCCCGUUUUCCAAGAUGGUGGCGACGAAAGAGAAACGUGCGAUCUUCAUCAAAUCGUCUAUCGACACCCUGAGGAAGUUUGGUUUCAAUGGUUUAGAUCUCGACUGGGAGUACCCAGGCAUGGGUGGAGGCUCUCCCAAGGGUGACAUAGGACGAUUCACUCUCCUGUGCAAUGAACUGAGAGCUGCGUUCGAAGCUGAAGCCAAGAUUUCUGGAAAGGAACGUUUGCUUUUGACCGCAGCAGUAGCAGCAAAAUUUUCGGUUAUCGAAGAAGCGUACGACAUUGCGGGCAUUGCAGUACCUCUUGACUGGAUCAACCUAAUGACUUACGAUUUUCACGGUUUGAACGACAACAAGACCGGACAUCACACUGCUAUGGGACCGGACGGUGACAAGCUAACCGUUCCUUUCGCUGUCUGGUACUGGAUGAACAACAGAGACAUCUGGGAGAAGCCGGGCAUCUUAGACGGAAUGCCAGCCAACAAGAUAGUGCUCGGUCUGGCCACGUACGGACGCUCAUUUGGCCUAGCGAACCCAUCGAUGCACGGUCUAGGAGCGCCACGUGAUUUCCAGUACACCCCCAAAGGCCAAUACUUGGGCGCUGUAGGCGUUCUUGCAUAUUUUGAGAUUUGCAAACGGGGACUAACAGUUGUGGAAAAGAACAAAGCCAUGGCUCCAUACGGUUACAAGGAUAAGGACUGGGUAGGAUUCGACAACCCGAAGAGUUUGAUUUACAAGAUUGAUAAUGUGUUAAAGAAGAAUUCCCUCCGUGGUGUUAUGUUCUGGGAGCUUGGCCUGGACGACUUCUCAGGACAGCAUUGCGGACAAGGCAAGUACCCACUGAUGAAUGCCGUAAAGAAGUAUCUCACAUCUGGAGUGCAGCCAACAUUUCCCCCAGAGACCCAAACCUCGCUGACAGGCAGCUCAAUAUCUAAUAACGACUAUGGCUCCUCCCUAACCUACGUCAAAAUGAACCGAGUUUUACUCCUUAUUCUCCUGGGCUGUAUUCAUCUUGUAGCAUCUGAGUAUGUCAGAGUAUGUUACUAUACCAACUGGUCCCAGUAUCGACCCAAAGGUGGAACCUUCUGGCCUGAAGACAUCGAUCCUUUCCUCUGUACUCACGUGAUUCACUCGUUUGCAAAAGUCAGUCGUACCACACAUAAAAUGGAGAUCUAUGAAGAAAACGACCAUGAUCUUUACAACAGAAUCAACGCACUAAAGAAAGUCAACCCAAAGCUGAAGACACAAAUUGCUGUUGGUGGGUGGACUCACGAAGAAAAAGACAGCCCAUUCUCCAAGAUGGUGGCAACGAAAGAGAAACGAGCGAUCUUCAUCAAGUCAUCCAUUGACACCCUGAGGAAGUUUGGAUUCGAUGGUUUGGAUCUAGACUGGGAGUAUCCAGGCAUGCGUGGUGGCUCUCCCAAGAGUGACAAAGGACGAUUCACUCUCCUGUGCAAUGAACUGAGAGCUGCAUUCGAGGCUGAAGCCAAGGGGUCAGGAAAGGAACGCUUGUUGUUAACAGCCGCAGUAGCAGCAGGACUCUGGACCAUCAAAGGAGCAUACGAUAUCGAGGGGAUAUCGAAGCCACUAGACUGGAUCAACGUCAUGACCUACGACCUUCACGGUACUUGGGAACCUAAGACUGGUCACCACACCGCUAUGGGACCUGAGGGAGAUAAACUCACGCUUCCUUUUGCAAUCUGGUACUGGAUGAACAACAGAGACACCUGGGAGAAGCCGGGUAUCCGGAAUGGCAUGCCCGCUAACAAGAUUGUCCUGGGCUUAGGGACAUACGGACGCGCGUUUGGCCUCGCAAACCCAGGGAACAAUGGUCUUGGAGUCGGUCGAGACUUUACGUAUACGCCCAAGGGGAAGUACACUGGUGCUGAAGGGUUCCUGGCGUACUUUGAGAUUUGUAAGAUGGGUCUCACCGUGGUGGAAAACAACGCAGCCAAGGCGCCAUAUGGCUAUAAAGGAAAGGACUGGGUGGGAUUUGAUAAUCCCAAGAGUUUGAUUUACAAGAUCGAUAAUGUGGUGAAGAAGAAUUCUCUCCGCGGUGUUAUGUUCUGGGCCAUCGACCUGGACGACUUCUCAGGACAGCAUUGCGGACAAGGCAAGUACCCACUGAUGAAUGCCGUUAAGGAUUACCUCACAUCCGGAGUGCAGCCAACAUUUCCCCCAGGAACCGAACCCCCGGUGACAGACAGCCCAGUCACAAAACCCCCUAAACCGGGGACAACCAUGGCUCCUCCUAAACCUACUACCAGCGGUGGAGGUGGUGGCUCUGGGGCAUGUAAGGCGACAGGUGCAUGGGCGGGAAAUGCUAACAUGGAUGCAUGGUGCGUUGCCAACUGUGCGGUUGGUAACUGCCCACCAAACAUGUGCGUCUGUUAGAGGGUUCAACAUGCCUGAUUCAAUGCAUGUAGUAUAGAAUCUUAUGCUGUAAGGCUGUAGAGAACCUGGAGACUGAAACAUGCAGUCAUAAUAAAAUGAAAGAGU